AUGUCUUAUGGCGGCGGGUACGGUCAACCUGAAUACCAGCAGCAGCCCGGUGGUUAUCAACAACCAUACCAACAGCAGGGCUACCAACAGCAGGGCUACCAACAGCAAGGCUACCCGCAGCAAGGUUAUCAACAGCAAGGCUAUAACCAAGGCUACCAACCGGGCCCCUCAAAUCCCCAUGGCCCGCCUUCUUUCGUCGGAAACCCAUCGGAUCCCAACGUCGGCCUUCCUCCAGGCUGGAUCGCACGAUGGGAUCAAACGAAUCAGCAUUGGUAUUACGUUGAUACGAGCACUGGAAGAUCGGUGUGGGAAAGACCAGUGAUGCAGCAACAGUAUGGCCCUCUGCAUCCACAGCCUCAGCAACACUCUUCAGUGCCUCCACAGGCCGGCUAUUAUGCUGCUGGUGGGGCAGUAGCCGGUGCAGCAAUUAGUGCGGCGGCGAUGCAUGCGCAUAGUAGUAGCAGUGGAGGACCGGGAGGGUAUGAUUAUGGAAAGGGUCAUGGUGAUUCGUCUGAGAAGAAGGACAAGAAGGAUAAAGAUAAAAAGGAUAAAGAUAAAAAGGAUAAAGAUAAAGAUAAAGAUAAAAAGGACAAGGACAAAAAACAUAAGGACAAGGGCUCAAACUGGGGUACAUACGCCGCUGUUGGAGCCGGUGCUCUCGGAGUUGGUCUCCUCGGUGGAGCUGUCUUAGGCCACGAAGGCGAUAAAAUCGAAAAUUGGGCUGGUGAUAAAGUAGAUGGAUUCAAGGAGGGCAUCGAAAAUGCACCGGAAAAUGCAGCAGGCUGGGUUGGAGAGAAGGUCGGCUCCGUCGAAGGAAAAUAUGAUGACUUUAAAGAUGGUAUCGAUGAUUUCAAGGAUGAUAUUGAGAACAUACCAGAAAAUGUUGCAGGUUGGACUGGUGAACAAGUUGGAAAGGUCGAAGCUUUUGGAGACGACGUGAAACAGUAUGGACAAGACUUAGACGAUGCUUAUGAUCAAGGAAGAGAUGAAGGUAGGUAUGGGUCUGAUAACCAAUCCUCAAGUUCGAGUUCUUCGAGUAGCAGUGAUGAUGGCGGAGAUGACGAUGGUGCAGCUUAUGACUAUGAUGAUGGUGACGACGGCGGGGAUUAUGAAGAUUAA
Orbilia oligospora ATCC 24927 is the source of this 1119-nucleotide messenger RNA. RefSeq lists its product as uncharacterized. The transcript has 2 exons. Bases 1 to 1119 code for a protein of 372 amino acids. The record is from RefSeq and is a predicted model, not a curated record. Gene Ontology annotation, molecular function: protein binding. Lineage: Eukaryota; Fungi; Ascomycota; Orbiliomycetes; Orbiliales; Orbiliaceae.